Molecule: messenger RNA, 888 nt
Organism: Cryptomeria japonica (Japanese cedar)
Lineage: Eukaryota; Viridiplantae; Streptophyta; Pinopsida; Cupressales; Cupressaceae
Product: putative receptor like protein 25
Exons: 3
Coding region: 1-888 (295 amino acids)
Molecular function (GO): protein binding
Source: RefSeq, a predicted model, not a curated record
AUGGUCAAUGCAUCACAAUUUAGUCCAGUGCAGCUCGGGUACCGGAUUUCAAAAGAUAUUUUGUGUAAGAAUGAGGUACCGAUUUCCACAAAAUACCUCUUUCUUGAAUAUGAGAUUAUUCUUACAAUUUUUAAGUUUAUUGAUCUGUCAAGUAACAGUUUAUCGGGAAGGAUUCCUCCUGAUAUUGGAUCACUUCAUGGUUUGAAAGGUCUUAAUCUUUCUAGAAAUCACCUCAUUGGCAAGAUUCCAUAUACUUUCGGAGGGGUGGAUCAACUGGAGUCUCUAGAUCUUUCAUUAAACAAUUUGAGCGGAAAUAUUCCUGUGGAACUUCAAUAUAGUUAUUUGCAAGUCUUUAAUGUCUCUUACAACAGGUUUGAGGGAAGAGUACCUCAUGGAGGGCAACUUUUGACCUUUGAUAAGACAUCUUUCUUAGGCAAUGCCCAUCUGUGUGACAUUCCAUUCACCAACAGCACUUGCAACAUUUCUUUUUCAAAUGGUGAUGGGGAAGAGACAAGUGAAGACAUUGAAGAGGACUUAGAAGUUCAGAUGGAAUAUUUCCUACUAGGAGUGAGGUUAAGUUAUGGGUUAGGAUUCUCCAUUUUCAUUGGAAUCCUCUCAUUGAAUAGCAAGUUGAGAAAGGCCAUAUUCCAUCUUUAUGAUGCUAUCAUUCUAGUAUACAAUGGGACUGUCCUUAUUGGAGAGGCUGUGACUUUUGAUGCCAAGGACUGCUCUUUGUUUUUUAUAUCUUUAACAGUCACUGUGACUGCUACGAGGACUGCUUUAAACAUGUUGAAAGUGUUCUCCUUAUCAUCAACAAACUUUCUUUUGAUGGACUCUGCCACUAAUCGUUUCACAGUAGCUGCCACUAAAUCACUGUUAAACUUAUGA